Messenger RNA from Phytophthora infestans T30-4, 1529 nucleotides. RefSeq lists its product as uncharacterized. Lineage: Eukaryota; Oomycota; Peronosporomycetes; Peronosporales; Peronosporaceae. The record is from RefSeq and is a predicted model, not a curated record. Bases 1 to 1302 code for a protein of 433 amino acids. The transcript is spliced from 5 exons.
AUGGCAAACAUGUACUACGUACUACGUAUGACACCGUUUCCUGAGCACGACACGCUGGAGAUUUAUCUUCCUUCCUCGCCUCAGAACCGGAUGACCAAUCAUUCGCAUGCUUCACCGUCGCUUCGCGCCGCGCCGCCGCUGCUCAUGCAUGACAAUAGCUUUGGCGAAGGCAACCGCAAGGUGGCAAUUUGCACCUUGAAAUUUGAAGCGCCGAGCUUGGACCCCCUCCAUGCGCGGCGACGGCGCUCUCGCCGACCCAGAGCUGAGCGCACUCUGUUCUUUGCACAACUUCCAUCACCAUCGCGCAGACCACGUUGCCUGAACCUUUCUGGGGGCAAUUCGCUCUUCGGUGAGGACGCUCCUCCUUCAGUUUCCAAUUACGACCGCUGCAAACAAGUGCCGCACUCAACGAACCAGCCAACCCACGCCAUCUCAUCAUCCAACCAAGCGGCACCACCCCACGUGUUCGAAACCUUCGCGAACGAACCUUACACCCCCCAAAAUUCGGCCGCGACCAAGAGACGCCCCCUUUCCCAACCAGCGCAGCCCCACUCGACCGCCUCAUUCUGGAAUUGGACACGCCCCCCACUUUUGUUAGUAACAACCACGACCAUGGAUAUCCGACGCCUUCUGCACAACCCGGACGAUGGCGGUUGGUACAUCAUCGGUGAGACCAAGAGCGAAGCCGAGAUGAACGAGUUCCGCCGCUCACUCAAGCGCAACGCCAUCAUCAACACACACCUUGUGAACUGCACCAUGAACCACGGAAACCUUGGCGUGAACACCGAACACAAGAUGAAAGUCCAAUGGACCAAGUGCACCUCUGCAUUGUGUCAUCCCAAGGGCAACAACCAGAACGAAUUUGACGAGCAAGGCAAGCCACGGGCGUGUCCCGUACAGGUGCGCAUGUCCACGUGUCAACUCACGUUCGCCGGCAUCAUUUGCCAGGCGUACCAGCACUUGAGUGAGGAACACGACUCGGCCGAGCCCCUACAGUCGUCUGUUACUGAGGAGAUGAAGACUCACAUUGUGCGUAUGUUGCUGGAGAACCCCGAUGUAAAGCCCAUGGCAAUUUACAAGGAGCUCACGGCACUGCAUGAAAAGGGUGCGUUCGGCGCAGACCUCAUGCCGACCAAGAUUCAGCUACGCAACGCUCUCACAUAUUUAAGAAGCCGAAAGCUCAAGCUAUCGAGUGGCAGUGGUGGAUCUACGGACGGUACUCCCCGGAAGCGAAGAUACAAUUCGUUCUCGGAUGGAAGCGAGUCUCCACCACUCGAGGAACACCGCCAGCCAGAAUAUUGAAAUCCCGACUAGUUUUUUUUUCCAACUCACUUUGCUGACGACACAACACCACAGCGGUGGUCGUCAACGGGGACCCCAGGACGCACCCCGACCUUAUCUAUCGUGUCUGCCCGCCCAUUCGUAGUCGACUACGAGAUAAUAGGCCCAAGGUCGAGGAGGCAACUUAAUCAAGAUGCAGCACGAAGGCUGCCAGGUAUAUUACAAUAGACGACACCGUUUGCCAGACA